This is a messenger RNA of Thelazia callipaeda (thelaziosis nematode), 1764 nucleotides long. NCBI's taxonomy places the organism in Eukaryota, Metazoa, Nematoda, Chromadorea, Rhabditida, Thelaziidae. The record is from the annotation of a GenBank genome assembly.
AUGAGUAGUGUCUCAGACGUAGGUUUGGAAUGUGCUUUAUGCCAUGAGAGCUAUGCUUCUGAGAAUCGGACACCUCUUAUGCUGCAUGGUUGUGGUCAUACUGUAAGAAUUAAAAUAUUAAAGGCUUGUCAAACGUGUUGCUCAGCUUUAAUGGAUGUCGAUGCACCCAUUGCUCAAGUUGUUUGUCCGUUUGAUCGGACAGUGACAUUACUUACCGAACCAUGUGUGCUUUCUUUGAAAAAAAAUUAUGCUCUGAUUGAAAUAAUUGAAAGACACAAAAAGUUUGCUCGUUCAGAUCAAAACUCACCUUUGUUGACUAAUGAUCUGCCUCCACCUUACUAUCUAAAGGAUAUUCUUCUUGGCAUACCGUGUGAUGAAGAUCCAAGACAUACUGCUAUUAUUUAUUGCAUCGUUUGUGAAAGUAACAUGUGUGCUGAGUGCUCAAAACGAACUCAUUCUGGACGUAUACUUUCGAAGCACUGUCGUGUUCCCGUGAGCGAGAAACCGUUUUCUCGCACUAUGUGUCCAUAUCAUUCUGCAUACGCAAUUGAAUUCGUAUGCCAGGAAGUAGGAUGUUUGGAAAAUAACCGUUUAAUGUGCCUGCUAUGUCGGGAUUAUGGACGUCAUCGCAAUCAUCGACAUUCUUUGCUUGAAGCCGAAGCUGCCGGAUUACGAGAACGAGUUCGUGAAGCACUUUCAGAUUUUAGAAGUUUCAUAGGUGGACUUAAUGGAUGGAAUAUUCGAGUAACUCAAACAGUGGCUGAGAUUGUAGACUUAAAUGAAGGCUCACAUGUGAGUGCGCGGCGGCAAGUGGAAGUACAUUUUCAGCAGUUGCGUGAAGAACUUGAUCUUCAGAAACAAACAGCUAUUGCACGAUUAGAUGCUCAUGUUGCUAAUCGAAUUAAAACUCUUCGGCAGCACCAACAAGAAUUGGCUUUUAUCACUUCACAGGUUACUGCUGUGUCAGCUCAGCUGCAGGAAAGCUCGGAAAUGGAUGAUGCUCGACUUAUUCAGCAGCAAACUGAUCUUAUUAAAAUGCUGGAUGCUGUGCGUACUCAUCAAAGUGAAAUCGCUUCCGCUCCAGGGGAUCUCUCACUGGAUGCAAGGAUAUCCUUUUCAUUCUCUGCUGAUAAUCAAAUUCAUAUGGGUAUCAAUGUCGACAUACGUUUGGUCAUUCUUGGUUUGGAUGGAGCUGGGAAAACUACAAUAUUAUACAAAUUAAAGAGUAACGAGUACAGGCAGCCAACGACAACUGUUGGAUUCAAUGUUGAAACAAUUCAGUAUGAAAGUUUCAAAAUUACCAUGUGGGAUGUUGGCGGUACUCCGAAAUUACGUCGUCUUUGGAAGCAUUAUUUCAUGAAUACUCAAGCAAUUGUAUUUGUUAUUGAUAGUUCGUGUCCAAGCCGAUUUGGAGAAGCACAGAGCGAAUUAGCGCGAAUAUUUGCUGAGCGGCAACUUGUAGAUGCAUGCUUUCUUGUAAUUUUGAACAGACGACAACCUACUAUUGCUAAUCAGCAUUGUGUAGUUAGUUCAGCUGCUAUCGAUCAACUUGUUAUGAACAUAAAUCGAUUUAGUGCUGGGCGAACAGUUCUGAUUCAUCAGUGCAAUGCUGUGACUGGUAUUGGUAUAUGGGAAGCAUUUGAUGCACUCACAUCAAAGCUUUUGUUGAUUCGAAAUCAGAGUGAAAUGUUGGAUGCAGAAGAUACAAGAAAUGAAGUUGAAGAGCCAGAGAUGGAAACACGUACGCAGAAAUCCAAUUUUUAG